AUGAACUCAACUAGGGACAGUCACGAGUGUCUUUUCUUGCAGACGUUUUGGGAUUAUAUUAUCCAUGAAUUUGGUGGUCUAGUGACUUGUCCCUUUUUCCCAGUCUUGCUGGCUUUCUCCGGCUACAUUUGCUUCAGUUUUCCAUUUGCCUUGCUUGAUGUUUUGGGAGAACAAUGCCACUUCUUCUAUAAAUAUAAAAUUCAAAAGAAGACAAGACCAACGGUAAAGAUGAUGUGUUUGUGUAUAUGGAGAAGUGUGUUCAACCACGUGGUCUACGUUCUUCCAAUGGUGAUGCUGAGUUGGGUCUGCAUGCCGCCGUUAGCAUUACCAUCUGAAGCACCCUCUGUGUACACUCUUUUUGGGGAGGUUUUUGGUUGUCUACUGCUAUUUGAUUUUCAGUAUUUCAUGUGGCAUGUAUUACACCACAAAAACAAGUGGCUGUACAAGAAGGUGCAUGCUGUCCACCACAAGUAUGUUGCCCCAUUCUCGUGGGCAAGUCAGAACCUCGGAGGCUAUGAACUAAUGGCGAUUGGUUUCUGGAGCAACAACAACCCCAUUGCAUUAGGAUGCCACCCAUUGACAUCAUGGAUUUGCAACUUGCUUAGCAUCUGGAUGUCUGUGAAUGACCAUAUUGGUUAUGAUUUUCCCUGGUCUCUUAGCCACAUCCUACCAUUUCGGCUGUAUGGUGGAGCACUGGCCCAUGAUUUGCAUCACCAGAGACCUGAAAAAAACUUUGCUCCUUUUUUCAGCCAUUGGGACCUAAUUUUUGGAACAUCAUGUUACAUUGAAAAUAGUGGGUAG
Spea bombifrons (plains spadefoot toad) is the source of this 801-nucleotide messenger RNA. Its product is annotated as cholesterol 25-hydroxylase-like protein 1, member 1. Gene Ontology annotation, biological process: cholesterol metabolic process; sterol biosynthetic process. The coding region runs from base 1 to 801 and encodes 266 amino acids. Gene Ontology annotation, molecular function: iron ion binding; C-4 methylsterol oxidase activity; steroid hydroxylase activity. The record is from RefSeq and is a predicted model, not a curated record. NCBI's taxonomy places the organism in Eukaryota, Metazoa, Chordata, Amphibia, Anura, Pelobatidae. The transcript has a single exon.